This is a messenger RNA of Guyanagaster necrorhizus, 4679 nucleotides long. Its product is annotated as Sec7-domain-containing protein. Gene Ontology annotation, biological process: regulation of ARF protein signal transduction. The record is from RefSeq and is a predicted model, not a curated record. The coding region runs from base 22 to 4518 and encodes 1498 amino acids. The transcript has 19 exons. Lineage: Eukaryota; Fungi; Basidiomycota; Agaricomycetes; Agaricales; Physalacriaceae. Gene Ontology annotation, molecular function: guanyl-nucleotide exchange factor activity.
CGACGGCCACGUCUUGGAUAUAUGCACGCCUCAAUGGCUCAUCCACAGCCUUCACCGACGCGCCGGACGGUGUCGCAGAAACAUAUCCUGUAUUCUGAAAUACUGUCCGUCACUUCUAUUAUGCGGAAGAAUUCCCGAUGGGCGUCGGCUACGCACUUUAUGAAUACGAGAGACUCGGCCCUCGGAAGCAACCUAGGGCUCCGAAUAUCCACCGCUGCCCACCAUGACAAGCAUUAUAGGAGCGGAAGCAGGGAAAUAGAUCUUAUGGUUGGAUUCCAGGAAUUAAAACGAGCACUGAGGGAUGUGGAAGACGUUACGAGCGUUCCUUUGCCUACGAUCCUAGGUCCUUUUUUUGCUAUCAUUCGUUCUCCUCUUUCAACCGGGCCAAUCACGUCUACCGCGCUUUCUUCGCUUCACAAGUUCUUCACUUGCGGCCUUAUUUCAUCGCAAUCCGUUUCCCUCGAUGCAGCACUCGUGGAACUCAGCAGCACUGUAUCUCACUGUAAAUUCGAACCUAGUGACUCAUCCGGAGAUGAAGUCGUUCUACUCAAGAUCAUGUCAGUCAUACAGGACUGUCUUUGUGGACACGGAACAGUGCUAGGAGAUGUUGAGGUGUGCGAAAUGUUGGAGACUGUUCUUACGACGUGCUGUCAGAUGCGUCUGAGUGAAACCUUACGGCGCUCUGCCGAAACAACAAUGCAUGCUCUCGUCCGAACUGUUUUUUCUCGGCUCCACUUUUUGGAUGCUGCUGCAGAAGAGGAGAAACUCCGUUGCAAUGAUGAAGAGACCCAAGAUGGCGAGAUAAAGAUGUCAGUGUCGACAGAACAGGACACAGAACAACCUCUGCCAGACCAGUUUCCGACGCCAGUUGUGGAGGAACUACGUCCCCCACCUUCCCCGGUACCUGCUGGUCCCAGGCCUCAAUAUGGACUACCGUCGAUAUUGGAACUUCUCCGCGUUCUCGUCCACGUCUUGGACCCUAACGAUCAGCAGCAUACAGACUCUACGCGCUUAAUCGUCCUCGGAAUUCUGAAUGCCGCAUUGGAGGAAGUUGGCCCUAGAAUCACAGAUUUUCCCUCAUUGGAAGCGCUCAUACUUGAUCCCGGUUGCAAGUUCCUCUUUCAGCUGGCACGAUCGGAAAAUAGCUCUGUCCUUCAUUCCUCAUUACGCACGAUAUCAACCAUGUUUGACACCAUGCGACAACACUUAAAACUGCAGCAAGAGCUCUUCCUGGCGUUCACGAUAGAUCGCCUUGCUCCUGCACUCUCAAAGGCUCAGCAGGCUAUGAACAAGAAAGGCGUCUAUACGGGAUCUCCUAGAUCUGGGACGCCUGGCACCUCGUCUUUGGGUCCAGUCGAUGUCGAGUUACAAUUGGAAAAACAAGCUUCUACUCCGCCUCGAUUACUUGUUCCUCCUGCGCGAGGAGAAACGCGUGAUUUAAGUCUGGAAAUCUUGAGUCAGAUUUCCAGACAUGCUAGUUUUAUGGUUGAUUUAUAUACUAACUACGACUGUGACAUUAAUUGCGAAAACUUGCUGGAACGUCUCAUCGACUUUUUGACGAAAUCGGUGUAUCCAGCAUAUUACGGCGGAGGCUUAGACGUGCAGCAACGAAACGCCCAAUUCCUUUGUCUGGACCUUCUGCUAGCUUUUGUCAAUGAUAUGGCCGGUCGAGCUAAUGGUGCUUCAAGUCCGUGGUCUCCAGAGUUCCCAUCUCCCGAGUCCCUUCUGCGGAAGAAAUCUCAAAAGAAGUUGAUUCUCGCUGGUGCUUCUCGUUUCAAUGCAAAGCCGAAGGCUGGCAUUGCCUUUCUGGAGGAGAAUGGGCUGAUAUAUGCUGACCUGUCCCCGGAGGUCAGUAAAGCUCAGAGUCUGGCAAAGUUCCUGAAGAGCUGUACUCGGUUGGAUAAACGCCUUUUGGGAGAUUACAUAUCGAAACCUGAUAACAUUGAGGUGCUUAAGGCAUUUAUCGGUCUUUUCGACUUCAAAAAUAAACCUAUGGCUGAAGCCAUGCGAGAGCUAUUGGAAACCUUCCGGCUACCUGGCGAGGCGCAGCAAAUCUCCCGAAUAACGGAGACGUUUGCGUCCAUAUAUUUUGCAUCGGGACCAGCUGAAAUCAGGAGCGAGGAUGCCGUCUAUGUCUUAGCCUAUUCUAUCAUCAUGCUCAACACUGAUCUGCAUAAUCCGCAAGUCCGGAAACGAAUGUCUUUUGAGGAGUAUCAAAAGAACUUGAGGGGCGUUAACGAUAAAGGCGAUUUCCCUGCUGAGUAUCUGCAAAACAUCUACGACUCCAUACGCAAAAGAGAGAUUGUCAUGCCUGAGGAGCAUACGGGACAACUCGGUUUCGAGUAUGCAUGGAAAGAACUUUUGACACGUUCACGACAAGCUGGUGACUUUAUGAUAUGCAAUACGCCCCAUUUCGAUAUCGACAUCUUCAAGUCCGUCUGGAAACCUGUCAUAUCGGCCAUCGCCUACGCCUUCAUUAGUUUCGACGAUGAUUAUAUUAUUCAACGGUCUGUCGCCGGAUUCCGACAAUGUGCUACACUCGCUGGACAUUUCCGUCUUCCGGAUGUAUUUGACUUCGUCGUGGUGUCACUUUCGCAGGCGACUAGCCUUCUUUCGGAGUCCGUUCCAGUCCAAAUUCCCAAUUAUCCUGUCGUAGAUGUAGAAGGACAAUCUGUCACAGUAUCCAAUCUGUCCAUCAAUUUUGGGACCAACUUCAAGGGUCAAUUAGCUGCCGUUGUCCUCUUCAAUAUCGUCAAUGGGAAUGGCAAUGCUCUUCGAGAAGGCUGGACACAGAUCUUCGAGAUGUUCCAGAAUUUGUUUCUUCACUCCUUACUUCCAACAAGGAUGCUACAGAUGGAAGAUUUCCUUGGUGGUGUUUCCAUGAUACCUUUGCGUGGAAGUCAGCCGCAGCGUCAUGCAUCACGUAAUGACGGAGGGCUUUUGUCGGCACUGUCUUCAUAUUUGAUGACACCCUAUGCAGCUAGUUCUGAAGCGCUACCCGAGGCUACCGAUGUCGACGUUGAAAACACACUUUGCACAAUAGAUUGUAUCACGUCAUGUCGUCUGGACGAGCUGUAUAGCCAGAUCAUGCAAUUGGAUCUACAGGCUCUUGUUGCGGCAGUUCGCGCCCUAGAGGCAUUAGCGCAUGACCGGACGGUAGCCAAACUCAAACAAGGUUCCGAUGAUGGAAACUUUGCGCCGCAAGAUAAUGACACGUACUCCCUUCCAUACGAUCCUGCGUCGAUAUUCCUGCUGGAGACCAUGGUCAGUAUAGCUUGUCAGACGCCGCAGCACAUCGAAGAUCUAUGGCCAAUCGUAUUCGAACAUUUAUCAAAUUUACUGUCAUCUUCUGAGCAGUAUAGCGUUCUCCUCAUCGAGCGAGCUGUUGUGGGCCUCUUGCGACUUUGUUUGAUACUUGCUCAAAUCCCUUCUCUUCGAGACCAGAUCUAUGUCUCUUUCGAUCUCUUGUCGGGACUGACACCAGCUAUUGCAAAUUCAGUCGCAGAGCAAGUCAUAUCUGGAGUCAUUCUCAUUGUUCAAAAGCAUCGCGAUGUCAUAAGUUCCCAAACAGAGUGGAAUUUAGUCUUUGCCCUUGUUCGGUCAACCAUAUCUAACCCAGAAGCCGCGCGCCUUUCAUUCGAGCUUGUAACUGGCUUGGUGGCUGAUGGACCUCAACAAUUUACCACUGUCGACAACUGUUCAGGGCUUAUCACUCUUUUGGACGAGUUUGCUUCUAUCGCAGGUACUUCCGUUCAAAGUCAGCGACACGGACGACGACACGAGCCAGCGACUUCCGCGAGUUCACCAGCCGUGGAGCGCGGCAAGAAAGCUAUUGAUUUACUUGUCGACCUCAAGAAAUGGGUAUCGACUUUGGACACUUCAAAUCUAUCCAAAGAGAAAGCCUGGCAUCAAUUAUGGCUACCGCUACUUAUCUCCCUCAGUCGACAGUCAUCUAAUGCAUCUCGUGAGGUCCGGCAUAGCGCCAUGAGUCAGCUGCAGCGCGUACUAUUAGGUUCUCACGUUAUUUUCGACGAGGCAUCGGAUGUGCAGACAGAGGAGAUCUUCCAUCGGGUCGUAUUCCCCCUUCUAGAUGAUCUGUUGAAGCCCCAAAUAUUCUUGCGCGAUCCGCGCGCAAUGCCAGAAACGAGGCUACGGGCGUCAGCGCUUCUGUGCAAAACCUUUAUGCACUUUGAGGUUCGGGAGAGUCAGGCGCAGACCGAUAUUCGAGUUUUGUGGAUCCAGAUUUUGGAUCUACUGGAUAGAUUGAUGAAUAUCGAUAAAAAAGACCAGCUGUACGAAGCUAUCCCAGAAUCGUUGAAAAAUGUCAUCCUUGUGAUGAAUGCUGCGCAAAUCCUCGUUCCGCCAUCGUCAAAUGAUGAGCGCAGUCAACGGCAACGGACGCUAUGGACAGCUACCUCUGAGAGGAUGGAGCGCUUUUUGCCUGGUUUCCUGGUUGGUGUGAUACCCUCACCACCAGAACCAGAAUCCGCACCAGAACCUGCGCCGAUUCCUUCAUAGAAUAGCUACGGACCUUGAUACUCGGAUAUUUAUAUGUAUAUGGGUGGUAACUGUAUGAUACGAGCAUUUUCAUUUGUGUUUUAUAAGACAAGAGAGUCAAUCAAGUUGCCAGUUAGGACCCUUUCCUCCAUCGCGUAUGAACAACUCAGCACGUUGUAGAC